UGAAUCUUGUAUGUGAAUGAUAAGUUUGUACGGCUACACGAAAAUAUAAACUCCACAGAUUCUUGAAGCUCAACACCUGGUUCCCUAUAUGUUAAUGUUCUUCUUGUAUCCUAGAGAGAGAGAGAGAGAGAGAGAGAGAGAGAGAUGAGGCAGCAGCUAUCGUUGAUCAACACAACGUCGUCGCCGGACACCACAACCAUCGUCAGCCGCCACAGAUAUUUAUCUCUUUUCGCCUCCAAUGACCGUGACUUUCUUCUCUCUCCCACCGGAGCUCAGAUAAAAAUUUCCGACCUUCACGACAAAAUCGUUGGCAUUUACUUUUCAGCAAACUGGUAUCCACAAUGCCAAAGUUUUACCAAACUAUUGAUUCAAGUAUACGAACAAAUCAAAGCGAAAAAAGGGUCAGCAUUUGAGAUCAUAUUUGUUUCAUCUGAUGAAGACUUGAAUGCAUUCAACAACUACUAUCAAUCAAACAUGCCAUGGCUUGCGAUUCCGUUCUCUGAUUUGGAAACUAAAAAGGCAUUGAACAACAGAUUUGACGUUGAGGGGAUUCCAUGCUUGAUCAUCUUGCAACCCGAUGAUGCAGGUAUUGUGCACGAUGGAGUUGAGUUGAUUUAUCGUUAUGGCGUUGAAGCAUAUCCUUUUACAAAAGAGAGGUUGGAUGAGUUGUUGAAGCAAGAAAAGGAGAAGCAUGAACGACAAACUCUGUCAAAUUUGCUUAUGAAUCAUGAUAGAGAUUUUCUUUUGGCUCAUUCGGCAUCCAAAAAGGUAUUAAUAUCUUCCUUGAUGGGCAAAACCAUCGGGCUAUAUUUUUCAGCACAAUGGUGUCUCCCAAGUCUCAAAUUCACUCCCAAGUUGAUAUCCAUUUACCAAAAGAUAAAAGCAAAACUAACUGAACAAGAAGACUUUGAAAUCAUCUACGUGCCAACUGAUCACACUCAACUAGAGUUUGAAUCUUCUUUCAGCGUAAUGCCAUGGCUAGCACUCCCAUUUGGGGACCCGAUCAAUAAGGACCUGACCAAGUACUUUGAUAUCACGGGUAUUCCAAGUUUAAUCAUUUUGGGUCCAGAUGGAAAAACUGUAACGAAGAAUGGGAGAUCUCUGAUUAACUUGUACGAAGAGGAAGCUUAUCCUUUUACAGAGGCGAGGGUGAAGCUAUUGGAGAAGCAAAUGGAUGAGGAUGCAAAGAAUCUUCCGAGCAUGGAGAUACAUUCAGGCCAUCGCCAUGAACUCACGUUGGUGUCUCAAGAAAAUGGUGGGGGGCCGUUCAUAUGUUGUGAUUGUGACGAGCAAGGUUCGGGCUGGGCCUACCAGUGCAUCGAUUGUGGGUAUGAAGUGCACACCAAGUGUGUUAGGCCGGUGGUUCAGAUGUCUAGUGCAUGAAAAUCCACCAGAAAACUGUUUACUACUAUUUGUUUACCAAAAGGUGAGUUAUGGGUUGAUGUUAGAUUUUGGAGUACACCAAACCCCGCCUCUUUCUUUCUUUAUUGGAUUAUUACUUUUUUUCAUCAUUCAGCACAGUCAAUCAGAUGUACAAUCAAACAGCAUGGUUUCUUUCCCAAUCAGAAAACUUUUCCAAACAGCACUUUACCAGACAGCACUUUCCCAGACAGAAACUAUCAAACGGGACCUAAUCGGGCUUUGUUGGGCCGGUCUCGAUCUGGGCUUUGUGGUCAUCUACUUAGAUCUGUUUCUAGUUGUAGGGAAAGGAAUUAGAGACCAAACAAAGAAACGUGCCUUGUUCUAUGUUCUAUGUCACAGAAAUUUUGGAAUCUUUCCAUACCCUAACGAUUACAUCUUAUUUUUCUUUAAAUAACUUAUAAUUAUAUAAUGCCU
Messenger RNA from Lactuca virosa, 1836 nucleotides. The record is from the annotation of a GenBank genome assembly. NCBI's taxonomy places the organism in Eukaryota, Viridiplantae, Streptophyta, Magnoliopsida, Asterales, Asteraceae.